Molecule: messenger RNA, 2813 nt
Organism: Daphnia carinata
Lineage: Eukaryota; Metazoa; Arthropoda; Branchiopoda; Diplostraca; Daphniidae
Product: scm-like with four MBT domains protein 1
Exons: 4
Coding region: 129-2681 (850 amino acids)
Biological process (GO): regulation of DNA-templated transcription
Cellular component (GO): nucleus
Source: RefSeq, a predicted model, not a curated record
ACGUCACGCAGACGAUAUAUGAAAAACGAUCUUCUGUUUGGCUGUGUGUUGUGGGAGAAACUUUUGGCUUGAAUAUAUAAUUAAUUUUGAAAUCUGUCUCGCUUUAUGGCCAGCUGAAUUUUGUAAUCAUGCAUGUCUUGCCUGAUACUAAGGAUAAAUUCGAUUGGGACCGGUAUCUAGAAAGCAAGGAGCUUGAAUCGGCGCCAAAUUUUGCGUUCCAUCAUAUUGACAAAUGCCAGCAAAGUCUACUUGAGGAGGGAAUGAUGGUGGAGGUUCAGACUAGUCAACGCCCAAGAUUCUGGCUCGCCAAUGUUACCUUGAAAUGUGGUCCAUUUCUUCGAUUAAAGCAUGUUGGGAGAGAAGACCCUACCCAUGAAAUAUGGACUGAUCCUUCGUCAGUGGAAAUCCACCCUGUGGGCUACAGCAGCAGUCGAGGAUGGCCGUUAGAACCGCCAGCCGAUCUGAAACCACUGAGAUCAGGAGCUAUUACCUCUCUGCUAGAGGAGCACAAAGCCGUCGACUGUGAAGCAUCUUUGCUCAGCCCGGCUCAGCAAAUGAAGCCUGGCAUGAUACUGGAAGUGGAAGACUUACACGAACCCCGUACUGUUUGGCCAGCCACCAUAGUGCGCAACGUUGGCGGCAGGUUGUUGCUCAAGUACUCCCUCCCAACCAGCAUUCCGGUCGAUAAUAACGAAGACGGUGUACAUCACGAAUGGUUGUUUUGCCUAUCUCCACGAUUACAUUGGCAAGGAUGGGCCGUUUCGCAAUCAACUUCAUGGAAUUACAGUCCCCCAAUGAAAAUCCGUUCUCUGUUUCAAGACGACAGCUUAGCUACUAUGUCAUCUGAAUUUCGCACGAUGAGUGGGAAACAAUGGCAAUUCGAACAAGAAGUUCCGGUUCACGGUUGCAGCGUUGGCGAUCGUAUCGAAGCUCUAGAUCCAUCCAAUCCUCUCGCACUGCGACCAGCAACAGUCAUUGAAGUGGUAGAUCCUCAACGAGUGGUGAUCCGUUUCGAGCUCGAGUCGAAUACCCAAGGAACGGAAGCGCCAUUUCACUUCGUCUGCUUUACCGUUUUCCGGCCAGAGGCAGACGAUUCCUGCCCGUCGAAUGACGUCGAAAAUGAAUCUGGUUUCACACGUGGCAUGGCCUUGGAGGCGGCCAACCCAUGGAAACCAGCGGAAGUAUGUGUGGGUGUUGUGACAAACGUUGAACGAUCAGCUACGCUCCUCCGCAUCCGCCUGGAGAAACCCGUAUCCGAUGACGGCCAUCCGACGGAAUUUCUAGCGCCCGUCUCCAGCCAAGAUUUGUUUCCAAUUGGCUGGUGUGAUGACAAUAGUUGGCCGUUGCGGGCUCCGCCCGUCGUUCCUUCAUCAUCGUCAGAACAGCCGCCAAUCCCUUCCGAAGGAAACCCAAUGGAAGUGGAAGAGAAAGGCCCCGAGCCAAAUGCAACUGAACAGAUUCCGGAACCGUCAGAAACUAGUGCCCCUGGAACUGCGGCGUUGCCCGGAAUCUCGUAUUGGUGUCCGAAAAUCUACUUCAAUUUCCGCUGUUUCUCCGGGCCAUUACUGAGUCGCAUCCGGGUUGCGGCUCUUCCGCGCAGCGUCGGUCCCGGCCCCAUCAGUUUGAUGAUGAAAGAAGUCUUGUCGCUGUUACUCAACGGCGCUUACAAGCCGGGAAGCGUACUGAAGCAAUUACAAGGUGAACCGGGUGAUCCGCUUCCACCUGGAACGCAACUGGAGCCGCUGAAAGCCAAGUAUAGACAAACUACAUAUCGCGGGACGGUCCCGAUGGCUUCAACAGCCGCCGACGUCCCGAAUUAUUGCCGCUGGGUCUGCGACAAGCUUCAGUGCUGUCCUUAUUUGUUUGCUCCGGAACUCGUUGGCGAUCCUUGUCCGCAUCGAUGCUGCAUCCUGGCGAAAACGGUAUGGCAGCACAAGAAGAAGGCCCCCAACUGGCGCCAUAGACGUUUUGUCGAUAUUCUCAAGAGCCUGCCCGGCUUGGAUCCGGUGGGCGGCGCCGAGCUUCAGCAACACGGCGGAUCCAACAAAUCCGGCCCGGCGUCGCUGGCGGCCAUCGAAUCGGGCGAACACAGCGACGAGGAAGACUCUGACGCGGCCGGCGAUGCGUCGCAACAACAGCAACCGCAACAAAGCGGCGAUUCGGAAGAACCGGCGGCCAAGAAGAGGCGCGGACGGCCGAGGAAGAAUCCCGUUCCGUUGGCCAGCUCGGAUCACAUCAUUGCGGAUGAAGAUCGUCGGCCGAGCCAAGUUUCACAUCCGCCGCAAAGUGCUGUUGCAGCCGUCGGCGAGAAGCCUUUCCCUGCGAUGAAUUUCCCAGCCUUUCGCCGGUUGGAUCUUGCCGAUCCGCCGCCGGAUCGCUGGCGGCCUGGCGACGUUUGGCGCUUUCUCCAAUCGACCGAUUGUCGACCAUUAGCCGAUCGCCUCCUGCAAUACGAAGUGGACGGCCCGUCACUUCUUUUACUGCAGCCGGCCGACAUCAUGGACUAUGUGACGCUCAAUUGGGAGCUGGCCCUGAGGCUGUGCCAUCUUAUCGGUUGUCUUCGACUGACCUACUCAGCGACUACGUCUCCUACGUCAAAGACGUUGACUGCCAUCGACGCUGGCGCCAGUAACGACGUGGCCAAAUCACCUGCUCCCAAGACGGCCCAGCGAGCUUCCUAAAAGAUUGGUGAGCCGGACCUCACGAUUUGUUUUGUUUUUUUUUUUUUUUUCUUUCUUUUUUUUUUUUUUUUUUACGAUGACAUAUCGAAACUCCGCCCAUCCGACAUUACAAAAGAUUUUUUUCAUUUUUCA